AUGGUGAAUGUCUUCAACGUUCAAAUCUUUUUCAUUGUCUUCAGAGAAUGUUUAGAAGCAGUGGUUGUUGUUUCUGUUUUGCUAGCAUUCUUGAAACAAGGUAUUGGUAAAGCCACCGAUGAUCCCAAAGUGUACAAGAAGUUGCGAAAUCAAGUUUGGUGGGGAGCAGGGAUAGGGGUGAUUAUUUGUCUCAUCAUUGGUGUUAUCUUCAUUGCUUUGUUUUAUACAUUGGGUAAAGACAUCUGGUCUUCUUCGGAGGAUUUAUGGGAAGGAAUCUUUUGUAUUAUUGCCACGGUUUUGAUUUCAUUGAUGGGUAUUGCAAUGUUGCGUAUCAACAAGAUGAAGGAGAAGUGGAGAGUCAAGUUGGCUCAAGCAUUGACCAAAGCUCCAAGCAAAACAAAGGACAGAUUCAGGAUUGGUUACUUGACCAAAAAGUACUGUAUGUUCAUCUUGCCAUGCAUCACUUGUCUUAGAGAAGGGUUGGAGGCUAUCGUUUUCGUUGGUGGUGUUGGAUUAAACUCACCUGCCACCUCUUUCCCUAUCCCAGUCAUUUGCGGUUUGAUUGCUGGUAUCGCAGUUGGUACAAUAUUGUACUUUUCCGGAUCCACUGUUUCCUUGCAAGUGUUUUUGAUCAUUUCUACUGGUAUUUUGUACUUGAUUGCUGGUGGUUUAUUUUCAAGAGGAGUUUGGUACUUUGAGUCCCAUGUGUUCAACACCAAAACUGGCGGUGACGCUUCAGAAAACGGUUCUGGUCCCGGUACUUAUGACAUUGCUAAAUCAGUCUGGCAUGUCAAUUGCUGUAACCCAGAAACUGAUAAUGGUUGGGAUGUUUUCAAUGCACUUUUGGGCUGGCAAAACUCUGCCACUUAUGGCUCAGUGAUUUCUUACAACAUUUACUGGCUUGCAGUUAUUGUCACAUUGUUGUUGAUGCUUUUCGAAGAAAAAUAUGGACAUUUGCCAUUCUUGAAGGGAGUCACUUUACGUUCAUUGAAUCCAAUGUACCACAUCAAGAACAAGAAGAAGCAUGAGUUGACAGCGGAGGAGAAGGAGAAGUUGUUUAAUGAUUUGCAAAAUGUUAAACUUGGAGUGGAUGACGACGACGAAAAAGCACAUUCCACAGCACUUGUUGGCGAUUCUGACGAUGUUGACGAAGUGAAGAAUGAAGUUGUUCAGGUGGGCGGAGAGAAGGGAGAGCACAAAGUUAGUCAAGCCAAUUAG
Messenger RNA from Lodderomyces theae, 1218 nucleotides. Its product is annotated as FTR1 family protein. Gene Ontology annotation, molecular function: ferrous iron transmembrane transporter activity. Gene Ontology annotation, cellular component: plasma membrane; high-affinity iron permease complex. The transcript has a single exon. Gene Ontology annotation, biological process: iron ion transmembrane transport. The record is from RefSeq and is a predicted model, not a curated record. Lineage: Eukaryota; Fungi; Ascomycota; Pichiomycetes; Serinales; Debaryomycetaceae. Bases 1 to 1218 code for a protein of 405 amino acids.